Molecule: messenger RNA, 698 nt
Organism: Cottoperca gobio
Lineage: Eukaryota; Metazoa; Chordata; Actinopteri; Perciformes; Bovichtidae
Gene: nedd8l
Product: NEDD8 ubiquitin like modifier, like
Exons: 4
Coding region: 142-414 (90 amino acids)
Molecular function (GO): protein binding
Source: RefSeq, a predicted model, not a curated record
CAUCACAUCCGGAGCAUUUAGCUUUGUACACAGGAAGUAAAUUCAAGUCAGCCAAGUAGGUUGUAAUUCACUGGUAUAUCAAGUGUUUUGGUUAGAAAACAGUUCAUAUUAUUUCAAAUUGUAGUAUAUUGUUUAUUCAAGAUGCUGAUCAAAGUAAAGACUCUCACCGGAAAAGAAAUAGAGAUCGACAUAGAGCCCACAGACAAGGUGGAGCGAAUUAAAGAAAGGGUGGAAGAGAAAGAAGGGAUCCCCCCGCAGCAACAGAGACUCAUCUACAGCGGAAAACAGAUGAAUGAUGAGAAGACAGCUGCAGACUACAAGAUCCAGGGAGGCUCAGUGCUCCAUCUUGUGUUGGCGCUAAGAGGCGGCUCAACGCUCCACAGGCCCUACACACAACUCUCCUCCUUGUCAUGAGUCGCUGUUGUCAUGGGGCCGGCUGAGUGCCAACGCUUUAGGUGUCCGUCAACGUCUAACCAAGUUUCAGCACAGAUCUGAAAUCCUACGCUCCCGGGCCGACGCAUACAAAAAAAAUCAACCAACAGCAACAAAAGAGAAAAAAAGGACGUUCUAAUUCCUUUGUAGAUGUUUUUUUUUGGAAACCCACAUUGGCUUUUUGAGUUUGCAGGCACCCCAUGCAGUACUAAAGACAGUUUGAAAACACUGUGGUCUUUUUGCUUGUGAAUAAAUGCUGAAGUUGA